UUGGAUGUAUUUUUAGAAUAUCAACAAAAUAUUCGCGAUUAACGCUCACAUUCAAUCGUAAAAUACGUAUUGAUAUUACGUAUACGUUAAGGGAACGGUUAGGCAAAAUUUAAUCGGACGAAUUUAUUGAAACUCCAGUUUCGAAACAUUGAUCAUCGAUAUACGUUAUUGCAUUCGCUAUCUAAAGUUGACACAUGUUUACGCAAUAAUAAUUCUCAUUAACAUCUCUGGGGUUUUUCCUAAUUGGUAUUUGUAUCGGCCCCUACGUAAUGCUAAUUUUUCUGAAGAAAAGUGAGAUUUCUCGUGAAGUGAUGUCCUUUUAUUUUGGUUCUCGUCGCGGCACCAAACCAGGCUGCAUACCGGCGUUCUACAGAGAAGUCUACGAGAAGAUCUGCUCUCCCACAAGUGGAAAUGUAGAACGAGAGGUGUUUAAAUCCCUUCUUGUCAAGUCUCAGCUGAGCAGCUCCGUUCUCAGCCAGAUAUGGGAACUCGUGGACAGCAAGACGGGUUAUCUGACCAGGAGCGGAUUGUACAAGGGUCUUGCUCUAGUCGCGUUUGCUCAGCAGGGAAAGCACCCAAGCGACAAACUCCUGGAGAAUUCCGAAUCUCAAGAGUUACCUGUUCCUGUUCUGGGCGAUCUCUCCGAGGUAACGCUUUUGGCUCAAAGAUUGCACAAAGGCAGCAAUCCAGCCAAAUUGAAUCUCACUUAUUCCGAUAUAUGCAAUCUGGACACGAUAGAGGUGAACUUAGUGCCUGAGAAAAAAGGAAUCUUUUUGAAACACGUGGAGUAUCAAGUGACCAGCAAAAGAUUCAAUUCCGUCGUUUAUAGACGUUACAACGACUUCGUGUCGUUGCACGAACUUCUCUUGGCGAGAUUUCCCUACAGGUUGAUACCGAAAUUACCACCGAAGAAAAUCGUAGGAGCGGAUUCUCAAUUUCUCGAAGAAAGAAGACGAUCUUUGCUAAGAUUUCUCACCGUGAUCGCUCGUCACCCUGUAGUGAGCAAAGACCAUAUUGUACAAUUCUUCUUUACUUACACCGGUGAAGAAACGCAACACAAGAUACGAGAAGUAUUUAGGCGAGUACCCGAUGAGUUCGCGACGUCAGAAUUAUCGUCGAGGGCAAAGGAACUGGUGCCACCGGAAACAUUAACCGAAUUUGCGAACAGCCGCGACCAAAUCAGAGUAAUACUUCUUGGAAUUUCUCGACUGAAGAAUAUCGCUGAUUGUCUGGCAAUCAGAUCGCAUAGUUACGCGGUAGAUAUGGCAGAACUGGGUACGCAAUUAAGCAAUUUGGCCUCAGAACCUCAUGGCACUACGGCAUGGGCCACCGGUGGUUCCACUAUUUGGCAAGAGAUGAAGAAGGGCUUCCACAUAAUUUCAAAAGAAUUUAAUUUACUUUCAACGAGAGCUCUACAACAAGCAGUCAGAGAGGAAACGAGAGUAUGUGAAAGGCUGAAUCUCCUGUUGGACGUGCUAGUGGCGCAUAGAAUCCUAUGCGAAAGGCACGAGCGUGGUGUCAGUGCCGAUCAUCAGCGCGCAUUGUCUACGAUGUUGUCCUUAAAGAAGAGGCAAAUGCAGGGCGUUAUACGCGGAACUGACAGUGACACUGUCGAAUACCUGGAAAAUAAGAUGGUUGCUCAAGAAUCGGUGAUUGCAAACGUCGAGUUGCGAAAUUGCUUUUCGUUACACUGUUUACACAUGGAGACGCAGCUCGUUCACGCUCAUUUGGAAAUACUCGCCACGGUUCUACAAAGUCUUGUCAAUGUUCAAAUACGCGGCCAUUCUGAGCUCGCUGAGGUGUGGAAGUUGAUAGAGCCAACAAUUAUGAAGUGUUUACCAGAGAAAUCAACCAGUGGAUCAAAUGGAAUUUCAUAGCGGGGAACGAAAACCUAGGUAAAGGUAAGCCUUGUUAUUAAGGAAGAAAAAAAUUCGCGAAAUAAUUAUAACGGUUAUAAGAUGCCCAUAUUAAAAACAUUUAGAAGACAAAUGUAUCUAAUUGCGCCAUAUAUCAUUAUUAGCAAUAAACACUGAUCAUUUAAAAAGAAGAAUCCAGGUGCAAUGCGUAAUUAUACGUUUGCAAUUAGAUGUAUAAAAAUAUGGUGUACAUGCUAUUAUAUUUUAAACAUAUACAAUUCGAAGACUUUUGUAAUACAUUCCUUGUUGUGUACUUAAUAUAUUUUAUGAGGUAACCGAUACUCGUUAGACGAGCAUAUAAUAUUGUAUAUACAAUAAAUGACGCUUUCUUUUGUAAAGAUGAAUAAUUAGAUAAAACUCCUGUAUAAAAAUACUAAAAACUUGUAAAUAAUUUGUUUACCGACAUAUUGUGUUUUUUAUACGAUUUAGAAGUCUGACGAGAAUUAAUGUAAUUUCCGUACAUCACGUUGAUCGUGGAUACGCGGUAUAUUUUACACACAUUUAUAUACGAUACCCGCCUUUGUAUACUGGUAACAAAAUAUAUAUUGUUAUUGAAUAA
Molecule: messenger RNA, 2475 nt
Organism: Bombus pyrosoma
Lineage: Eukaryota; Metazoa; Arthropoda; Insecta; Hymenoptera; Apidae
Product: sorting nexin-8-like
Exons: 8
Coding region: 270-1877 (535 amino acids)
Biological process (GO): retrograde transport, endosome to Golgi
Molecular function (GO): phosphatidylinositol binding; protein binding
Source: RefSeq, a predicted model, not a curated record